ACAACAUGGCGGAGUCGACCUGAAAGGGAGUAGACUGCAGAUUUCGAUUGAGAUUAGUUUUUUUGGGAACGAUUUGACCACCGAUCAAAAUCGAUCUGGAAUUUUGAGUUUUGAUGUUUGUCGUGUCGUCCUGUCGUUCUACUCCGUUACAUUAUGAACGUUCUAAUAUCUAGCUAGGUUACCUUUCCUGUUUUACUGAGAUGAUUGAUUAACGGAUGAGAUCAGGUAGAGUGGACUUAAGGUGCCACACUUUACCUGAGCUCACCCUAUACUGAACCAAGCUUGAGUUGUUAACAUGAAGUCAGACCAGUUUAUGGUUCUCCAUCUCUGAUGAUAAAUGCAUUUCUUCACCACCUUCCUCACUGUGGUGCUCACGGAGAGCAGCACCAUUGGGACAGGUGUGGAAAAACAGGUGCUAAGAGCUAGACCAAGGCAGCCAUGGCACAUGCUUCCUCAGAUCCAGACUACAGUAAAGCCAUCAACAUUUGGUCUUAAGUUCCAGAAAUGUGCUCAGGUUGAAACAGGAAGUGAGUUUCCCCAGGUGACUUUAUACCUGGUCAUUUCAAAUCCGCCUGAGGGAACUGACCUAUCACAGCUCGGUAUCCGGGAUGCCAUCUCUGACAUCACACUUCUGCAGAAUAAUGGCAACGUGCAAGAGAGAGGAUACCAGACUUUCACCACAGAUUCACUGCCUGCUGGCUCCAAUUAUGUAGUUACGUACAUGGCAAGGGUAAAAGGCAGCAAGACUGAGGUUCUGUUUCUACCAGCGUUCCUGACGUUCUCCAACGCUUCCCAGAAUGACAUAAAUUUAUUUGGCCCAGUAAUAGCGAACUUUACUCUGAGACUAAACACUACUGAAAAGGUCUCUGUGAACCACGCGCUGCACUUUGCUGGAUUCUGCGGAGCGUUUCUGGUCUCCACACUGCUGUUCUCUCUAGCACUGCUGUCUGCCAGCUGUCUCUACAACAAGUGCCAUGCACACUCCCCUCAUAACAGGAGGAAGAGGGGCUUUAGUGGAGGGGCAGAAGCAGAGGAGGCUGUCUGCAACAUAAGUGAGUCAGCGAACGAAGAGGCAACGUUUGAAAAUAAAAUCAUUGACAUUAUGGCACUGGAGGACCCACAGAAUGUGUUCCAAGCACUGGACAAUCUGGAGAUGUCCACUCUGCUGCGAGGGGCUUUAGCGGUGGAGCGUGUAAGGGUACAGGUUGUGAAGGGUUUGUUUGGGGUGCUGCUGGGCAGUUUGGGGGCAGCUGGGCGACGCGUGGUUACCGUGCUUUUGGGCCAGGUGACGGGCAUGGAGGGCAAACUGCAGGAGGAACAGGGGGCACGACUGGCCACACUGGCUGCCCAGUGCACCAUGGAAACACAGCAGGAAAUGGAGACUCAGCAUCAUGCACAUGCCACUGAGAAAACUCAAGCUGAGAGACUGUUUCACCAUGCAGAGCAACAGGAGGUGCUGCAGUGCACAAUGCUGCUGGAGAAGCUGCAGAAGUUGGAGCAGGAGCAGCUACAGCGAGGGCUGCUGGCGAGGCAUGAGCAGGCAUCUGCAGAAGCACAGAGACACACGGCUUUGCGCAGGAGAGUUGAGCUGCACACCAUCUUCAGCGAGGAGAUGGACGAGGCAGCCAGGAUGGGUGAACUGGACAAGGACACGGCCAGCAAGCUGCUGCACCUCUACUACACCUGCCAAGACCAGCUGGAGGAGGUGUUUGAUUUGUUCGUGGCUAGUCAGAGGGCAGCACUAAGUGAGCGUCAGGUCCAGCGACGUUUCCUGUUGCAGAGCCUACAUGGCCUGCAGGGGGCACUAUUCGACACACUCAGCACUUCCUCCCAGUAUGUCGACAGCUGGUUUGCCGAGAUUCGCAGGGAGGGUGGUCUCUCUGAUCAGCAGUGUGCAGAGCAGUUGGAGAUCGCUCAGUUGGAGCUGCUGCGCAUUAAACAGACUUUAGAGGAAACACUGAGCCAUGAACGCAGCACCAUACACUGUGACCUCAUCAAAAGAAGAAGAACCCAGAUAUCCGAGAUGUUGUGUGAGCAGAAGCGUGAGCAGCAGGAACUAGGAGGUGUUUGUGAGGGGCCAGUGGAUCAGUAUUUGUUGCGGUGGCAGACACUCCUCUCCGCUCACAGCACACAGUUCUCAGAACUCAUCACACACCUGGACCAGGAGGCAGCGGCGGAAAUACGCAAGGUCCUGCUCCGUGUUCUGCAAGAGGCUGUAGUGGAGCUGAAGGCAGUGGGCAAUGCAGUGUCUCAGUCUCUGCAGACGCUGGGUGUCCCACGCUGGCUGCUGCAAAGGGAGGUGGGGGGCGAGGCUGUGGCUGAAGCCCAGGAAAGGCUGCGUGUGCGAGGUAAAGAAAUGGCUGCGACCCUGCGAAUACUACGGAGCUCCAUCCAGCAGCGCAGACUGCAAGAGCUGCAGCAGCAGAGACAAAUGAGAGAGAGACUGGAACAGUACUGCAGAAGUGUGUGUGCAUCUCAGUGGGCUCUGUCGGAGACGGAUCUGCUGCGUGUGAGGUUAGAGUGUGUAAAGUGUGUGUGUCGUCUUGAUCGCUGUCUGGUGCUGCCGCGUGCUCUCUCACGGGCCAGACUGUACACCACACUGACCCAUACCACUGGCCGACAUGCUCAGCCUGACCCCAGUGCUGAACCCUAUGGCCCCUCUCUUCUAGUCACAAAGAAGGGGCUGAGCUCUAGAGAGUGCUCUCUGGAACCAGGAGUCUGUGCUGGAGAUACAGGAGAUUUGCAGAGCUUCAGGAGGAGAUUGGAAGAGAGGAUUCACUUCCUUCAGCAGGAGAGAGAGAGGGAGAGCAGUGCAGAGGAGGAGGAGUUUGUGUGUGACGAUGUGAAGCAGCAGGUAUUUAUGUGCGAACAGAGUGUGGCGGGGGAGCUUGCGGCUCUGCAGUGGGAGAGAGCAGAGAGGAGGAGCAGGGUGUUGGAAACCCAUUCUGCUCUGCUGUCCCUACAGACACUCCUACUACAGCACCUCCGACACACACCCACAACACAAGAGCUUUCACACGCCAUACACACACACAGCCUGGCUUUAGAUGAGGCAGAGCUUCAGCUACAGAAGGAGGAGUCAGAGUGGGAGGAGAUAGCAUUUGGACAUGGCUCUGAUAAAGUGCUGGCUGCUGUUGCUGCUGAUGAGCUUGAUGAAGAGAUACUCUGUAUGGAUAAAGACAACAGAAUGGCUGCUAACCUGCAGGAGGCACUUUGUAGGAGAGAGGAACUCACACACAUUCUCACUGAAAGAUUAAGGGAGGCGGGAAGGAGGCGGCAGGUGAUGGAGGAUCUGAGGGAUCAACUGGAGUUGAAACGGCUUUACACACUCUGUGACCAGGAUUUGGUGUUAUCUGCAGCACUGGUGAAGCUCCAUGGUGUAUCAGUGAUGAGUCUCCAGGAACUCCUGCGCCUCCUUCUGCCUUCACUACCUGAAGGAGAACUACAGUCACUUACAGACGCACUUAGUCCUAAAGCAGGGAAAACACCCGGACCCUGCAGAGAACUGGUGGGCAGACUGAGGAAUGACAUAAUCAGCAAAAACCUGGCAACCUGCACUCAGCUCACAGACAGAGAAAUGGACAGACUCCUUAAGAAGAAGCAGAACCUUCUUGAAAAGCUGUUCACCAGCUCUCUUGCAGGACCUUCUAAAGGCAAACCGAAGGUUUCAGAGCAAGAGAGUGGACAUCAACCAAAAAUCUCUACAGCACAGCAGCCAGCAACCAGCCAGCCAGUCUCUGCAUCUGUUAAUGUAGAUAAGGAAUUUGCCAUUGGUCCAAGGCCAGGGGUGGGAGGGACCAGAAAGGAGGGGGUAUGGCCAACUGACUCCACCUGUGGUGAUGAGGCAGGUGUGGCCAUUGAGAGUGUGGUGUCUGGAGAGAAACUGUUUAUUUUCCGUAGCCCUCCACCAGCAAACCAAGAGCCCACCUCACUCACUUCAGCCCAUGGCCACAGGAAGAAAAGAAGCUUCCUCAUGUUCAAAAAGGGAACAGUGGCUCCUCAAGAGCAAACAUGAAGGAUGUAGGGAAAAAGAAACUGACUGAUUUGUGAUGUGAUAUGAAUAUGGAUGACAGAUUCAAUACAGCAGAUGUAUUAUUAUAAGCAUGACCAAAGACUGAGAGGCAAGACUUCAUUCUUGUGAUGUCUCUCUGUGACCCAGUUUUUUUAAGUCAACCAAAAGUCCUGUAGCUGCUUGCAUAAAACAUCUUAUAUAUUUGAUCUAUUUUAUCCACCCUGUAUUUAUUUAAUUACAAAUCAAAACUGCCAUUAAGUACAAGCUAUUCCUUUUUUUUAUCAGGACAAAACAGAAACCUUAACAAUUAAAAUUUAUAUAUUUUUCAGUAUCUGAAAAAUAGUUUCAGAAUCUGAAGCAAGAGUGGAGCUUGAUUUUCUCUUCUCUCUCAACAUAAAAGCGGUUAGUGCUGUUUAUUGGAUGCUGACAGUUUUGGUGGUCUACCAGGUCUUUCAGGUGGUUGUUAGGAGCCGCAUAUCUCCUGAAAACUUAAUGGAUUAAUGGUACUUAAUGGCUGUUUUGACUGGAAAUAAAAUGACGCUGGUCUCUUUUCCACAGUACUGUAGAUAGUGGGUAUCUCUGAUAAAAUGGCCAGAAUGUAUAGGUACAAAAAACUGGUUUACAUGGUUAUUGGACAUCUACAUUUAUUUUUAUCUUUUAAUUGUUUUUAAUCUUAAAUGAAGUUUUGGAAACUGUUUUUUUUCUGGUUCUGGUUUUAUUUUCAUUUGAUGUUCCCCUUUUUUAUGCAAGUGGAUUUACUUAUAUCUAAUGUCCUCAGAAAUAUGUUCUUUAGCAAUUCUAGAUGCACACGCAAUCAGAAAUUUGCAAGGCAGCUAUGGUUUGUUUGGACAGUUGCUUGUGAAAACUCAAAGGACCUCUUUUGGCACCUUGACUGUAGUGCAAGUAAAUGUCUAAAUAAAUAUAAAUGAUAUAUAAUGAAAUUAUAAAUCUUACCAUCAAACCACUCUCUCACACCAUCAAACUCUCUCACACUCGCCAUUAAACCCUCUCACUCACCAUCAAACCCUCUCACACUCACUAUCAAACUCUCUCACACUCACCAUCAAGAACGUUUGAUAGUGUGAGAAAGAGUUGGAUAGUGUGAGAGGGUUUGACAGAUAGUGAGUGUGAGAGAGUUUGAUAGCGAGUGUGAGGGGGUUUGAUAGUGACUGUGAGAGUGUUUGAUAGUGUGAGAGGGUUGGAAGGUGAGUGUGAGAGCUUGCUGCUGAGUGUGAAAAGGUUUGAAGGUUAAUGUGAGAGAGUUUGAUAGUGUGAGAGGGUUUGAUGGUGAGUGUGAGAGGGUUUGAUGGUGAGUGUGAAAGAGUUUGAUAGUGAGUGUGAAAGUUUGAU
This is a messenger RNA of Pygocentrus nattereri (red-bellied piranha), 5362 nucleotides long. RefSeq names its product limbin (gene evc2). The record is from RefSeq and is a predicted model, not a curated record. The coding region runs from base 338 to 4015 and encodes 1225 amino acids. Gene Ontology annotation, biological process: smoothened signaling pathway. Gene Ontology annotation, cellular component: ciliary membrane; plasma membrane protein complex. The transcript has 23 exons. NCBI's taxonomy places the organism in Eukaryota, Metazoa, Chordata, Actinopteri, Characiformes, Serrasalmidae.